AAGAAAAACAAAAUAUUAAGAUUUUUGUACAGUGUUUGUUUCUCUCUGCACUUUUAGGCAAUACAAAAAAUUGGACCACAUACCACAAGUCACCUUUAACCAAACAUCCCUCUAUAUAAAGCCCCCUUCUACAAUAAAUUUACACCCACAUCCAAAAAAAUAAAUAAUAUAAACCAUAUACUAGUACUCCUUUCUCCUUCGUAACAAACUCUCUCUAUAUUUUUUUUUCCAGGUUACACACACACCAAAUAUUAUGCCUGAGGCACCUAAAACAUCUGCUGAAAAUGGUCAUUUUGUUGUUGAUGAAAAAAACAAGAAAAUUCUUCAGUUUAUUGAAGAAGUGACCACUAAUGCUGAUGAGGUACAACAAAAAGUUCUUGCUGAAAUACUUGCUCAAAAUGCUCAUGUUGAGUAUUUGCAGCGCCAUGGACUUAAUGGUCAUACUGAUCGUGAAACUUUCAAGAAAGUCAUGCCUGCUAUCACCUAUGAAGAUAUUCAAUCUGAUAUCACUAGAAUUGCCAAUGGUGAUAAAUCUCAAAUCCUCUGCUCUCAGCCCAUUUCUGAGUUCUUGACAAGUUCGGGGACGUCAGGAGGAGAAAGAAAAUUGAUGCCAACUAUAGAGGAGGAACUGGCAAGAAGAUCACAGCUCUAUAGUCUGUUAAUGCCUGUGAUGAGCCAAUUUGUGCCAGAACUUGAAAAGGGAAAAGGGAUGUAUUUUUUGUUCAUAAAAUCUGAGACAAAGACACCUGGAGGAUUACCUGCUCGUCCUGUUUUGACAAGUUACUAUAAAAGUCCUCAUUUCAAGAAUAGGAGUCCUGAUCCAUACACAAAUUAUACGAGCCCGAAUGAAACUAUUUUGUGUUCGGAUUCUUAUCAAAGUAUGUAUUCCCAAAUGCUUUGUGGUCUUUGCCAGAACAAAGAAGUUCUUCGUGUGGGGGCGGUUUUCGCCUCAGGUUUUAUCCGUGCUAUUCGCUUCUUGGAAAAGCACUGGCCAUUUCUUUGUCAUGAUAUCAGAGCCGGAACCAUUAACAACCAAAUUACUGACCCCUCGGUUAGAGAGGCAGUGAUGAAAAUCCUUAAACCUGAUCCGAAAUUAGCUGAUUUUGUUGAGGCUGAAUGUAGUAAAGAUUCUUGGCAAGGGAUCAUUACUAGGUUGUGGUCUAAUACAAAGUAUAUAGAUGUCAUUGUGACUGGUACCAUGUCACAGUAUAUACCCACUCUUGAUUACUAUAGCAAUGGGCUGCCACUUGUUUGCACUAUGUAUGCUUCUUCAGAGUGUUACUUUGGUGUCAACUUGAACCCCCUUUGUAAGCCUAGUGAAGUUGCUUACACGCUUAUUCCGACCAUGGGGUACUUUGAAUUCUUGCCUGUUCAUCGAAACAAUGGUGUCACUAGUUCGAUUUCCAUGCCCAAAUCACUUAAUGAGAAAGAGCAGCAAGAAUUGGUUGACUUAGUUGAUGUCAAGAUUGGCCAGGAGUAUGAGCUCAUUGUCACUACAUAUGCUGGGCUUUAUAGGUAUCGUGUGGGCGAUGUGCUUCGUGUUGCUGGAUUCAAGAACAACGCGCCACAAUUCAACUUCAUCUGCCGGAAAAAUGUGGUGUUGAGCAUUGAUUCAGACAAGACAGAUGAAGUUGAGUUACAAAACGCGGUGAAAAAUGCCGUGACACAUCUGAUGCCAUUUGAUGCACAUGUAACAGAAUACACUAGCUAUGCUGAUACAACUACAAUUCCAGGGCACUAUGUCUUGUUCUGGGAGCUCAAUGUGAAUGGCUCAACACCAGUUCCUCCAUCAGUUUUUGAGGACUGUUGCCUUACUAUUGAAGAGUCUCUAAACAGUGUCUACCGGCAGGGUCGCGCAUCGGACAAGUCCAUCGGGCCAUUGGAAAUCAAGACUGUGGAAAGUGGUACAUUUGACAAGUUAAUGGACUAUGCUAUAAAUUUAGGUGCUUCAAUCAACCAGUACAAGACACCAAGGUGUGUGAAAUUUGCACCUAUUGUUGAGCUAUUGAAUUCAAGAGUUGUGUCAAACUACUUCAGCCCCAAAUGCCCCAAAUGGGUACCUGGCCUCAAGCAAUGGAACAACAUGAACUAAGUUAAUUAAGUGGCUAAAUUAGCUAGCACAAGUUUCUUUUGAGAGGAUCAUUUUUAGUGCUAGAGAUAAAUUAUUAUCAUCAUCAUCUUGCUUAGGUUGACCCAAACCAAUUUUAUGGGGUUCUUUUUUCUUCACUUUUUUUUUCUAAGUAAAUUAUGGUAUUAAGUCUUUGUAGAAUUUAACUUGUCCUUCAUGAUGGUAGAAUCUUGAAAUUAGCCAUGUACAAAAAGGAAAAAAAAAAAAAAAAAACAGUUCCUAUUCUAAAAAAAGCUUCUACCUAUUGUUAAAUUGCUA
Molecule: messenger RNA, 2386 nt
Organism: Capsicum annuum
Lineage: Eukaryota; Viridiplantae; Streptophyta; Magnoliopsida; Solanales; Solanaceae
Product: indole-3-acetic acid-amido synthetase GH3.6
Exons: 3
Coding region: 254-2092 (612 amino acids)
Cellular component (GO): cytoplasm
Molecular function (GO): indole-3-acetic acid amido synthetase activity
Source: RefSeq, a predicted model, not a curated record